AUGAAAAUCACUUUAGCUUUUAUAGUUGCUAUUUUGCCAACAGUGUAUGAAUUCUGCUCGCAUGUUGUAGCAAAUGAAGACAAGAGUCAGCUGACUUGUGAUUCCAGUCAAUGUCAAGGCAGACCUGGUAAACGCGGAUCACAAGGACCAAUAGGUUUAACAGGAGCAAAAGGUCAAAAAGGCGAACAAGGAACUGCUGAAAAUCUAGAAGAAAGAAUUAGAGAACUUGAAAGUUCGCUUGCAAAGACAAGUCGGAUUAUUGAGGCUUUACCAAAGAGUGCAUAUUGUUUUAUGGGAAUGAGAAGCAGAGAUAUACCAGACUCAGCUAUUACAGCUUCAUCGAUAUACGACGUAAAUCAUAAUGCGUAUGACGGAAGGCUUGAUAACAGAAAAAAAACAGGAGAUGUAGCAGCAUGGGCGUCCAGACAAAGUCGAAAGGGCGAAUGGCUUCAAGUAGACUUUGGAAGACCGGAACUAGUUAGUGGAAUAAUUACACAGGGAAGAGAGAGUGUAGGUCAAUGGGUGACGUCUUUCACGAUUUCCUGUGGUCUCGGCACUAGUUCUCUGACUACCAUCCAAGAGCAUGGGGCACAAAAGGUGAUUCAUUAA
This is a messenger RNA of Styela clava, 609 nucleotides long. Its product is annotated as lactadherin-like. The record is from RefSeq and is a predicted model, not a curated record. Lineage: Eukaryota; Metazoa; Chordata; Ascidiacea; Stolidobranchia; Styelidae.